Rhincodon typus (whale shark) is the source of this 5856-nucleotide messenger RNA. Its product is annotated as fer-1-like protein 4. Gene Ontology annotation, biological process: plasma membrane organization. NCBI's taxonomy places the organism in Eukaryota, Metazoa, Chordata, Chondrichthyes, Orectolobiformes, Rhincodontidae. The record is from RefSeq and is a predicted model, not a curated record. The transcript is spliced from 40 exons. Bases 474 to 5849 code for a protein of 1791 amino acids. Gene Ontology annotation, cellular component: membrane.
GCUUACAGUGAUGGGCUUGGCCACAUUCGCGAUAUGGUUGGAAUAAGGAAAUAAAGUCCGCACCCAGAAAGGACCAAAAUACAAGCAGAGAAUCCAAGAGUUUGAAUACAAAACUGACGUAUAAAGAUGUGAAAUUGAAAAUUCUUGGUGUAUGUUUGUUUCGCAUAUGAACUAAGUUACCUGUCUAUUUUGAUCAUUCAUCGUGUUAGCACUCCAUGUGCGGCUGGAGGGCGGAAACAUUGUGAAGCUGUUGGAUUGAGUGUGUGUUUUGACAGAUAAACCUGGAAUCUGAUUGAGCAAGUUGUUUUACGCAGCGAGGAGGCUCGAAACCAGGCAGCUCCCAGCAAUAAGUGUUUGCCUCACGAUUCACCCAAGCAGCAGUCUGCAUUUCACCAAGAUGGGACGAUAUUUGCACUUUCAGAAAGGGAAAUAACAACGUUUACAAUUGUAGCAGCGUGGGUUGAAAGCUCACCAUGUCUCUCACUUUGCUUCUGAAGAAAGUUUCUAACCUGAGUGGGAAGUAUGACCGCCAGGUUCACAUCACAUUCCGAGGUUAUACGCACUUGACUAGGAAAGUGAAAUGUGAAUACGAAGCUGUCUUCAAUGAGAUAUUAGUGGAUUUGGAAGUCAGAUACCAGCCGGUCGAGGGAGUUGUGGGAACGUGGACUGAAAAUGACUUUGUGGUUGAUAUAAGCGACAGGGAAGCUCUUAUUAUUCAGAAUGAGGGCUAUCGAUCGCAUGAGUAUUCAGAACUGGAUAAAGAGGAUCAGUUGGAUAAAAAGACAAGAGCUCUUGGACGGAAGUUAGUGAACACCAAUAGCUUUGAAGAUGAUGACGAUGUUGAUAUUUCAGAAGUUGAUAUCAGUUCUGUCUCUUUCACUCCACAGAAAAGUCGCUGUAGAUUUUUCAGCCGAAUGGAACUGGAAACACCCAGCAUACAGAAUUUCCAGAUAACAAUCAAUAUACUUGAAGCACGAAAAUUAAUUGGAGUCAACAUUGACCCAGUGAUUUAUGUGAAGGUGGGAGAUGAAAAGAAGCACACGGCAACUCAGAAAUCCACUAACUGCCCAUUUUAUAAUGAGUAUUUUGUUUUUGAAUUCCAAGAGCCACCAGCUGUCUUGUUUGAUAAAAUUAUUGAAAUUAAAGCUGUUCACGCAAAAAAAAUUCCAUUCACUGGAGUUCAGUUGGGAACAUUCAAGAUUGAUGCAGGGACUGUCUAUCAACAGCCUGAUCACAAGUUCUUCCAGAAAUGGGCAGCUCUAACUGACCCUAAAGAUACAAAAGGUGGCAUAAAAGGAUUUGUAAAGUGUACAAUUACUGUCAUGGGGAAAGGAGAUUUACAAGGCUGUCUCUCUGUCACUAAUCAGGAUGAAGAUAUUGAAAAGAAUCUUCUACUUCCAAAACAAAUGCCAUCUGAGAGACCUUGGGCCAAGUUCUUCAUCAAGGUUUAUAAGGCGGAGGAUCUCCCCAGCAUGAACUCAGGAAUAAUGGGGAGUUUUUCAAAAAUUCUGAGAGAACAUAAAGUUUUCAUUGAUCCUUAUGUUCAAGUUAGCUUUGCUGGGCAGCAGGGAGAGACAUCAGUGGAAAGCAACACUACAAAACCAGAAUGGAAUGAACAAAUCACUUUCAUUGAGAUGUUUCCACCAUUUGCUCGACGUAUCAAAGUUCAAGUCAUUGAUAAUGCUAAAAUUAGUGAUACUGCUGUCGCAACUCACUUCAUCAGUUUGGAACAAAUAUCGGAUGCUGGAAUUAGUGCUGGAUUCCACCCUACCUUUGGCCCAGCGUGGAUGUACCUCUAUGGCUCGCCUCAGAACUCAGUGCUAAUGGAUGCUCACAAGGACUUGAAUGAGGGCCUGAGAGAUGGGAUAUUUUAUAGAGGCCGAAUACUUAUUGCAGUGACAAUGGAGGUUUACAGCUCAAUUUCAGCAAUUCACAGCACAAAAGACAAAAGUGCAAAGAGUGCUUUGAGCAAAUUCAAGCUAAAAACAAAAAGCAAGAAAUCAAUAUCCAAGUCUAAGCUUAAAGAGGAGAGCAGCAGCCAAAAUGAAGGUGAAGGUGGUGCAAAUCCCCAAGAACAGCCCAGUACAGUGGAGGUAGAGGUUGAAGAAAUCCAUCCAGUCCCUGAGUCUCUUGCAGGUGAGAAGGAGGAAUUCCUGCUGUUUGCUUCAUUUUUUGAGGCAACCAUGAUUGACACUUCAGUGGGGUCACACCCUGUCACGUUUGAAGUGUCCAUAGGUAACUAUGGAAAAUUGGUAGAAAUUGUCACAAAAAAGAAAAAAGAAGGGAAGGUGGAUGACGAUGAGGAGAAGAGAUCUUUACUGGACUCAAAAGAUUCAGAUGAUGAGCUAGAGAAUGCUGAAAUCAGUUUCCCUCCAAAACAAAACUCAAUUACACCACCUACAAAAGCAGAGUAUACAGAAUUUGACAGGUCAUAUUGUUGUAUUCCGUAUCUGUAUGAGAAACCAUGUGUGUAUGUAUGGAGUUCUUGGGAAGACUAUUCCUGGCGCUUGUAUAAUUCCAAUCUCCUUGCAAAGAUAGCAGAAAGACUGGAGGAUGGUCUUGAUGAAGUGGCUCACAUGAUAAAGAGACCAAAGUCAGAAUCACACACUCAACUUCAACAAGUCUUGAAUGAGUUUGUUGCUGGAUGCAGGCAAUACCACAUCUACACUGAAAAGAAAACUACAAGCAGGCCCAACAACUUGGAUAGAUGUCGAAUUAAGUCCUUAAAGCAUAAUAUUAUUGUAUAUGCAAAACAGGCACUUAGAAUUAUGAAGAGAUUGAACAAGAAAAACGUAAAGGACCAACUGAGUGAAGCACAUAAACUACUGGAGAAAAUCAAAAAGCGAGUGGAGGAGCCACAAACACCAAUCCCGGAUGUCUUCAUCUGGAUGCUGAGCAAUGGCAAGCGUUUAGCGUAUGCGCGUAUUCCUGCCCGACAGAUUCUGUACUCAGUGGCAGAGGAAGAGAAGGGAAAAGACUGUGGGAAAAUUCAGACCAUCAUCAUGAAGGCUCCAGGCGCACCCAUUGGGGAUAUUUUUGCGAAACUGGAGCUUUACAUGUGGCUGGGUGUUACAAAAUCCAUCAAAAACAACUUGAGCAGUCUGCCUCAGGAGUUUGUUCCAGUUUAUGAAGAGGGUGCAAGGAGAACAGAAACUUCACUACUGCCACCGAUCAAGCUCAACAGUGACUACAGUAGUUAUUUCCAGUUGCGAGCCCACAUGUAUCAAGCUCGAGGUGUUCUUGCAGCUGAUGAUACUGGAUUAUCUGACCCUUUUGCAAGAGUUGUAUUUUCAACUCAAUGUCAAGCAACUAGGUAUCUGGAAAAAACACUUUCCCCAUUGUGGUCUGAGAUGUUGCUGUUUGAUCAAAUCCUGAUAGAAGGGAGUAAGGAUGAACUGAAAAAGGAUCCGCCCAUUAUCAUCAUCAAUAUCUUUGACUAUGACAGCUUGGGAAGCCCAGAGUUUCUAGGACAAGCUUUCGCAGCUCCCAGCAUUAAGCUGCAGGGUGAAAGUUAUGUGAAACCUUCAUUAAAGUUUCAUGACGUUUACAGACGCCAGACAAUGGGUGGUGAACUGCUAGCAGCUUUUGAACUGAUAGAAUUGGAUUACAGUGGCUUUGGAGAGCCAUCUCUCCCAGACGAUGUGGAAUCUAAGGAUCUGGAAUACCUUGAUGAACAGAGGAAAUAUUUCAUUAUUCCCACAGGAAUUCGACCAAAGCUCAAGACGUUCAGAAUUGAGGUUCUGUUCUGGGGCCUGAGGGAACUGAAACGUAUAAAUCUUUUUGAAGUGGAGCAACCGCAGGUGACAAUAGAAUGUGCAGGUCAGAAAGUCGAGUCUGAAAUCAUUACAAAUUACAAGGAAAAUCCCAACUUUGAUGAACUUGUGAAGUAUUUUGAAGUGGAUCUCCCAGAGCAGAUGUACCUUCACCCACCGCUCAGCAUCUUUGUAGUGGAACAGCGUGCAUUUGGACACACUAUCCUUGUGGGAUCCUAUACUGUCACAAGCCUGCAACAAUUUUCCCUGAAGGAAUUGGAGGAGCAUCCAGAACCACAGGAUGAUGAUCUCAAAACCAAAAAAAAGGGACGCAUACGCCCAUUUUCUAAUGACAACAUGCAGGGUCAAAUCACCAUCUCUGUUGACCCAGAAGUGGCAUUACCUGAGAAUAAAAAACGACCUCUUGAUGUUCUGAAGACACCUAUGAAGAAACUGCCACUGAAAACGAAAUUACUAAAAGAUAAACCCGAAGAAUAUGAGGAAAAGAUUGAUCCUGAAGAGCUGGAUUGGUGGUCAAAGUAUUAUGCGACACUGGAGGAGAUGAAGGAAAAAGAACAUAAAGAUGAAGAAGAAGCUAAUGAACAUGAUGUUACUUAUCUUAAUAUGCCAACAUUUGAUGAGAUAGAAGAGGAAGUCAGUAGGACAGAUGAGCAAGUGACCACACCAAUCAAGAAAGCCAUAGCAACGUUUCAGAUUUUCAACUCAGAACUAGAGAUAGAAUUCUCUAACUUUGAAGAUUGGCUCUAUAUCUUCCCACUGUACCGAGGUAAAGCCAAUGGAAAUGAAUUUGGAGAUAAAGUUGAUGAUCGAACUAUGGGCAAAUACAAGGGCUCCUUCCGAAUCUACCCAAAUGAUGAAGCGGAAGCUGAUUUUAAGAUAUUACAGGGUAUCCCAAAGAACAGACCAAUCAAAGUUCUUGUCAGGGUUUAUGUGGUGAAAGCAACUAAUCUUGCUCCCACUGAUUUAAAUGGAAAAUCCGAUCCCUACAUAGUUGUUAAAGUUGGUGAACAAGUCCAGGACAGUAAGGAGCGGUACAUCACCAAACAACUAAACCCUGUCUUUGGAGAAGUGUUUGAAAUGACUGUUGAAUUUCCGAUGGAGACAGAGCUCACUGUUUCGAUAUUUGAUCAUGAUAUGGUUGGAACAGAUGAUUUGAUUGGUGAAACUAAGCUUGAUCUAGAGAAUCGAUACUACAGUAAACAUCGAGCUCAGUGUGGAUUGCCAACGCAAUAUGAGGCACAAGGUUACAAUGCAUGGCGUGACUGCCUGAAGCCUUCCCAGAUCUUAACAAAACUGUGUAAAGAUUUACAACUAUCAGGAGCAGAAUACAGGACUGGGGAAGUGAAAGUCAACAAUAAAGUAUUCAAGAUUCCCAGUGACGCACAACCAAUGGAAUUACUAGCUGGGAAAAAUGUUAUAUGCUGCAAUGAGAUCAUUUCUCAUUCUUUGAUACUAUGGUUAAAGGGUUUGGAAGAUGAUAAACAAGAGACUGAUGUCCACUUUAAUUCUCUGACUGGAGAAGGAAAUUUCAACUGGCGAUUUGUCUUCCGUUUUGACUACUUGCCAACAGAGAAGGAGAUUGUUUAUAAGAAGAAAGAGUCAAUUUUCUCUUUGGAGGAGUCUGAGUUUCGACAGCCUGCUGUUCUCAUGCUCCAACUUUGGGAUUAUGACUUGAUUUCUGCAAAUGACUUUCUUGGUUCUAUUGAAGUGAAGCUGUAUGAUAUGGUCCGAGGAGCAAAGACAGCAAAACAAUGUACCAUCAAGAUGGCAAAAGAAAAAGCAGGUCCACGCACUUCCAUCAUAAGAAAUAAACGGAUGAGAGGAUGGUGGCCGUUGAUCAAAGUGAAAGAGGUAGAAGAUGGGGAGAAAGAGGAAGAAAACAAAAAAAAGAAGAAAAAGAAGAAAAAGAAGAAAGUUAAUAUUGAAGAUGUUGAGUUUACUGACAAUUCUAACAACACUUACAUCCUUCGGGGUAAAUUAGAGGCUGAAAUGCAUUUGCUGACUGUAGAGGAAGCUGAAAAACGCCCCGUUGGCCUUGGACGGCAGGAACCGGAACCACUUGAGAAGCCCAAGUAAGUGAAUA